AGAAGACCUACUCCAGGAGAUCCAGGAAAGGGAGGGGAAGGGGUAAGGUGGGAGGACAGGAAGGUAGAAGAUGGGGCCUAGGUAAAAAAGGAGUGGAGACUAAUGGCCAGAGGCGGCAGAGACCACAAGCUUGGAAGAGCGUCGCUGUCCUCUACCCUCACCCGCCGGCGGGACCCGAGGCCCAGCCGCGAGCCAGGCGGGCUCUGGAACCGGCUCGAGGACGCUCCCGAAGUCGGCCGCCAGAGGGCGCAGCCGGAGCCGGCGCGGCGGAGCCCAAGGAGGGAGGAGGGGAGCCGGCGGAGAAGGGUCAGCCGCGGCGGCAGGGGCGGCAGCGGCGCAGCUCCACUCCCUACGCGUCUCCCGUCCCCGCGCCCCAAUAGGGCGCGCAGCUCCCGCCGCCGGGAUGCGGCCGCCCGCUCGCCGCGGCCGCCGCCUCGCGCUCCCGGCACUGCUCUCGCUCCUCACCUGCUCCCUGGCUUUUGCUUUGGUUUCUGAAGAUAUAAAGAAAGAGGUCAAGCAAUCUAAGAAUUUGGAGAAAAGUGGUGUCUCAAGGAAAAGUGACAUAGAUUUAAAAGGAAUUGUAUUUGUCAUCCAGAGUCAAAGUAAUUCUUUUCAUGCAAAGAGAGCAGAACAGUUACAAAAAAGCAUCUUAAAGCAAGCGGCAAAUCUUACACAGGAACUCCCCAGAGUCCUUCUUCUUCACCAGCUGUCUAAACAGGAAGGUGCAUGGACCAUACUUCCAUUGUUACCACACUUUUCUGUAACAUAUAGCAGUAAUUCAUCGUGGAUUUUCUUCUGUGAAGAGGAGACAAGAAUACAAAUUCCAGAACUCUUAGAAACACUCAGAAGAUAUGAUCCAUCAAAGGAAUGGUUUUUAGGAAAAGCAUUACAUGAUGAAGAAUCUACAAUAAUUCACCAUUAUGCCUUUUCUGAAAAUCCUACUUUUAAAUAUCCAGACUUUGCUGCUGGCUGGGCGCUUAGUAUUCCACUUGUAAACAAGCUUACCAAGAGGUUAAGGAGUGAAUCCCUGAAAUCCGACUUUACGAUAGAUUUAAAACAUGAGAUUGCCCUCUACAUCUGGGACAAAGGCGAUGGGCCUCCCCUCACUCCAGUGCCUGAGUUUUGCACAGAGGUUGUGGACUCUUCUUGUGCUACCACAUUCCAUUCUUUUCUACCACUUUGUGGAAAUCCAGUGAAGAAAGAGGAUAUAUUUUUUGCAGUAAAAACAUGCAAGAAAUUUCAUGGUGAUAGAAUUCCCAUUGUAAAGCAGACCUGGGCAGGCCAGGCAAGUGUCAUUGAAUACUACAGUGAUCACGCAGAAAGUUCCAUUCCUACAGUAGAUCUGGGGGUUCCCAAUACAGAUAGAGGUCAUUGUGGAAAGACAUUUGCCAUUUUGGAAAAAUUUCUGAAUCACAGCCAUGACAAAAUAGCAUGGUUGGUCAUUGUGGAUGACGAUACAUUAAUAAGCAUCUCCAGGCUCCAGCACUUGCUUAGCUGUUAUGACUCCAGCGAACCGGUGUUUCUGGGAGAGCGGUACGGCUAUGGCCUGGGCACUGGCGGCUACAGCUACAUCACAGGAGGAGGAGGAAUGGUCUUCAGCAGAGAAGCAAUCAGGAGACUUCUCGCCAGUAAGUGCCGCUGCUAUAGCAAUGAUGCUCCCGACGAUAUGGUCCUAGGAAUGUGCUUUAGUGGGCUGGGAAUCCCUGUGACGCACAGCCCUCUCUUCCAUCAGGCUCGGCCCGUGGAUUAUCCCAGGGACUACCUUUCUCACCAAGUCCCCAUCUCCUUUCACAAACACUGGAACAUCGAUCCAGUAAAGGUGUAUUUCACGUGGUUGGCACCCAGGGGGGAAGACAAAGCCAGGCAGGAGACACACAAAGGCUUUAAGGAAGAAUUAUAAAACGUGCUGGCCCAUGAGCACAGUCUGGGUCAGAGACAGAAAUGGAGACUGGUGUCGUCCUGCUGAGCUGCUGCUUCCACGUGCCACACGGCAUUGGAAGCCUUCUGACUUUAGGUGGAAAUUAUGUAUACAGUAUUUUUUGAGAGGGGAGGAAGCAGAGUCAUAGGGAAAACCGAUUUUUUUUUCUGGGAAAAAAUCAUUUGCUUUUGCAUUAUGCAGUUAUUGUAAUAUACAAUGAUUACCGUGUAUUUUUCAAGCUGUGAUAUAGCAGCUUUAUUACUGUCACAGAACAAUAAAUGGUACCAGAAGUCUC
Molecule: messenger RNA, 2213 nt
Organism: Ailuropoda melanoleuca (giant panda)
Lineage: Eukaryota; Metazoa; Chordata; Mammalia; Carnivora; Ursidae
Gene: B3GLCT
Product: beta 3-glucosyltransferase
Cellular component (GO): membrane
Molecular function (GO): glycosyltransferase activity
Source: RefSeq, a predicted model, not a curated record